Molecule: messenger RNA, 1637 nt
Organism: Schizophyllum commune H4-8
Lineage: Eukaryota; Fungi; Basidiomycota; Agaricomycetes; Agaricales; Schizophyllaceae
Product: GroES-like protein
Exons: 7
Coding region: 436-1500 (354 amino acids)
Molecular function (GO): zinc ion binding; oxidoreductase activity, acting on the CH-OH group of donors, NAD or NADP as acceptor
Source: RefSeq, a predicted model, not a curated record
GAGCCAUGUCAGAGACCGUCUUCACAGAGGUAAGAGUUGAACGUUCAAGAACACAGGAGGCCGAGGCUCCUCGUGCUGGCAGAUCAGAGAGCCCGGGACUCAAUACGCGUCCGAAUCGGAGACGCGCUGCCACCGUGGGGCGAGUGUCCGAAAUGGAGUCUCGCUCAGCAUUUCGAGCAGAAGGCAGCCUGUGGGCGUUCGCGAUUGUCAGGCUCGGGGGCACACUUACCUCAUCCCGCCAUGCAGAAGGUCAAACGAUAAGUGACAAGUCGCCCCCGAUCCGUCAUACGAGGGGCUCGUCGGCAGGUUCUGCCAGAUUAUGCCAAAGAAAACUGGGUCCGAAGGGAUGAGUAUAUAAGGUGCGUCGACGGCGAGAGAGUUUCUCAUCUUCUACAUCCCACGCACACCCUCCACCCAGCCUUUCACAAACACAAAAUGUCCAUGACUGUUAAGGCGUACGGUGUUACCGGUUUCAACGAGCCUGUGAAGCCAGUCACGAUUCAGCGUCGCGCUCCGGACGCCAACGACGUGGUCAUCGACAUCAAGUACACGGGCAUCUGCCACAGCGACAUCCACAUCACUCGCGGGGAAUGGGGCCCUUUCCCCUUCCCCUUGGUCAUCGGCCAUGAGAUCGCCGGUGUCGUUCGCAGCGUCGGCAAGAACGUCACCAAGUUCAAGGUCGGCCAGCACGUCGGUGUCGGCUGCCUGCUGAACUCGUGCCGCUCCUGCGAGAGCUGCAAGGACGGCGAAGAGCAGCACUGCACCGGAGACGGGAAGAUCAACGGCGGCGUCCAGACCUACGGUGGCCAGGACCCGAAGGAGAACUUCGCGCCGACGGCAGGUGGCUAUUCGCAGAUGAUUGUCGUCGACCAGGACUUCGUUCUGAACAUUCCGGAGAGCCUGCCCCUGGAUAAGGUGGCCCCGUUGCUCUGCGCCGGUAUCACCAUGUACUCGCCUCUGCGCCACUGGAAGGCUGGUCCGGGCAAGCGUGUUGCCAUCAUCGGCCUGGGUGGCCUCGGUCAUGCCGGCGUCAAGAUCGCCAGGGCGCUCGGCGCUGAGGUUACCGUGCUCUCGCAGUCUCUCAGCAAGAAGGAGCAGGGCCUCAAGCUCGGCGCCGACAAGUACUUCGCGACGGCGGAUCCCGAGACGUUCACGACGCUGAAGGGCCAUUUCGACCUCAUCAUCAACACCGUGUCCGCGAACCUCGACCUCAACCAGUACACGUCGCUCCUUCGCCGGAACGGCAGCCUCGUUGAGGUCGGUAUCCCCGAGCACCCGAUGAGCGUGCACGCGUUCAGUCUCGUUGCUGGCCGCCGCAGCCUCGCUGGCUCCUGCAUCGGUGGCAUCAAGGAGACGCAGGAGAUGCUCGACUUCUGUGCGGAGCACGGUAUCACUGCCGAGAUCGAGACCAUCCCGGCGUCGUACAUCAACAAGGCUUGGGAGCGUGUCGGCAAGUCGGACGUUCGCUUCCGCUUUGUCAUCGACAUUUCGACGAUCUGAGCGCAGUCGACGAUCCUAAGCGCAGUCUGAAAGUGUGCCCGGCAUGUACAAGGAAUAGAGCUAGUAAAGAUGUAUAGUACAUACGACGGUGUAUCGCGGCAUCAAGAAUUCAUUGCAUCAUCACAGUCUGAGUCCAA